This is a messenger RNA of Parnassius mnemosyne (clouded apollo), 2787 nucleotides long. The record is from the annotation of a GenBank genome assembly. NCBI's taxonomy places the organism in Eukaryota, Metazoa, Arthropoda, Insecta, Lepidoptera, Papilionidae.
CUGGACUGCUGGGACGGCGACGACGGCAGCCCAGUGAUUUAUCACGGGCACACCUUCACCACCAAAAUCCCAUUCAGACGGGUAGUGGAGACUAUAGCUAGAAGUGCCUUCGUGGCUUCUCCAUACCCCCUGAUCCUCAGCAUCGAAAACCAUUGCAGUCUGCCGCAGCAGCAAGUGAUGGCCAGUACGUUUGAGGCAGUGUUCGGAGAUCAACUGGUAACGUCGUUUUUGUUCGAAGUGGACUAUACGGACGAGCCCCGUCUACCCAGUCCCGAGCAGCUUAAGUACAAGGUACUGAUCAAGAAUAAGAAACUGCUGCCCGUGGAGUCCAGCCUGACUAUCGGCUUGACUGGAGCUAGUUCUGCACAGGGUUACGGUGGAGUUCUGGUCACGGCUUUUAGAUCCAACGGCAUGCGUCACACCAGCGCGUCACUUCCAGAUCAAAGCAACCGCACCAGCUCUAUAAUGUCCAACCAGUCGGCGGGCAGUUCCCUCACCGAAUAUUUCUCUGAUGAGGAAUAUGAUGAGGAUGACGAAGACAUUGAUGAGAAAGAACUCCACAAGAUACUCAACUCGAUGGAAGAGAAAGUUGGUCGGACGUCUCUCUCGCUCUACCAGAGUUUCCGCAGGAGCGAGGGAGACGGCGAAGCGUGCGGGAGUAUCAAACACGGAAAUAGGAAGAGGAGCAAUCAGAUCGCGAAGGAACUUAGCGAUAUGGUCACGUAUGUUCAGGCAAUAAAGUUUCGCGGGCUGAACCCUUUGUCCCCUCGGAGCUCUGUGAAGCAGCCCAGCACAGUCAUCAAGGACAGUUCAAGUGCACCGGCGUGCAAUAGCUUCGAGUCCUCGGAGAGUAGCGACAGUACUGCAACGCAACUAGCACAGCAGUCGCAGUCGUCUGCCGUCCCCCGGGCCCGCUGCCUGAACGCACCGGCGGUGCACCACCCGUGCUACCGCUGCUCGUCCGUCAAUGAGGCCAUCGGCAAGAAGAUCUGCAGGAAGCACCCGCUCGCGCUCAUCGCACACACGGAGACCCAGCUCGUGAGGACCUAUCCCGCGGGGCUAAGGAUAGACUCGUCCAACUUCGACCCGGUGACCUUCUGGUCUUGCGGGGUCCAACUGGUGGCACUGAACUACCAGACGGAGGACGCCGCGAUGGCGGUCAACGCCGCCAUGUUCGAGAGCAACGGCUGUGUGGGAUACGUCAGGAAGCCACCCGUCAUGUGGGACCCCAACCAUAUAGCCUACAGGCGGUUCAACCCUAUGGACAAGGAGUUUGACGGCAUCCAUUCGGCGCAUCUGACUCUAGCGGUGAUCUCCGGGCAGUACGUGGCAGAGAACGUAUACUCUUUCUACAACGCGUUCGUGGAAGUGGAGGUGCUGGGUGUCCCGGCCGACUGCAAGAAGAUACGGACUAAGGUCGCCAGGAGGAACGCGCUGAAUCCCGUCUGGAACGAGACCUUCAGCUUCAAGAUCAACUUCCCCGAGCUGGCCUUCGUUCGCUUCGAGAUCUACGACGCGGAUACGAACUAUAUGUUGUCGCAGCGAGUCAUACCGCUUCUCUGCUUGCGCCCAGGAUACAGGCACGUGAGGUUACGUUCCCCCAGCAACCAGCCGCUGAACAUGGCGUCGUUGCUGGUGUUCUCGCGGUGCAGCGAGGAGUCGGCGUGCGGCGGCGCGGGGCCGGGCGCGCCGCGCGACCUGCGCGUGCACUUCCUCGUGGUGUACGCGGUCGCCCGCCACGAGCCCUACUCCAUACUGAAGGUCACGCAGGACACCACAGCCACCGAGGCGAUAGCGCAGUGCCUGAGCAAGGCGGGCGUGUGCCGCUCGGCACGCGGCAGCUACGUGCUGGUGGAGGAGGUGGCGUCGCGCGCGCCCACGCAGCGCGUGCUGGCGCCGCACGAGCGCGUGCUGCGCGCCGCCGCACGCCCCGCCGCACGUCCCACUGCACGCCCCGCCGCGCGCUUACUGCUCAAGCGCGUCGGGGACGACCCCAGCAGUCGCGCGUGGCUCACCAGCAUAAGAUCAACGUCAACGGACAGGUCUCGGGAGCGAUCGGUGCCGUCGGACGAGGAGUGCAGCGGUCAGGAGGAGGAGCCCCGACGUCCGCCAGAUAGUUUCCUGGUCUGCGUUCACAAUGUCUCGCACGAAAUCCCCUAUGCCAUACUCAAGGUGCCUCUAACUGCAACGGCGUCCUACGUCGUGUACCAAGCUCUGACCAAAGCGAGAUGCCAGGACGACCCGAAACGGUUCGUUCUGGUCGAGGAGCUGGAGUGGGGCGGCAGGGCGGGCGCCGGUCCGCAGCAGCGCGCGCUCGCUGAUGAUGAAGUGGUUUACGCGGCGCAGGCAAGUUGGAAAACGUUAGGAAGAUUCGUUCUACAGGAAAAAGGCACUACUGCUCCAGUCCCAAAGCACAGAGCCGCUAUCGCAAGGAUACAGCGAGGCUUGAGCAUGACCAGGGGAGCGAUUACAGGUUACACUUUUCCAUUGGCUGGUCUGAGUUCGAGCGACAGUGCUGUUGGGGAGGGCAAGGCGCCCGUGCAAGCCGCUUACAGCGACCCUACACAUUGCAGAAGGGUAUCCACGUCGCCUCUUGGAAAGGGCGUCGGACGAGCGAAAGGGCACUCAGAUAGAGACAUCAGAUCCUUCAUGCAAAGGAGGGCCGGCUCCAGAGAGGUCCAUUCAGAGGGCGAAGCGGGGGGAUCGUUGGGGGCAGAGGCACUUGCAGCACAGAUGGCGCGCUUCAAGAGAGUAUCUUUGAGGAAGCUCCGCGCUUGGCGAUCCUGA